Messenger RNA from Eruca vesicaria subsp. sativa (arugula), 468 nucleotides. The record is from the annotation of a GenBank genome assembly. NCBI's taxonomy places the organism in Eukaryota, Viridiplantae, Streptophyta, Magnoliopsida, Brassicales, Brassicaceae.
AUGGCGCCUAAAGGUAAAACGGCGGCCGUGGAAACUAAUAACGGCGACGGUGGAAAGAAAGAACACCGUUAUAGAGGAGUGAGAAAGAGGCCAUGGGGUCGUUACGCCGCCGAGAUCACAAAUAAGUCUCGAGUUUGGCUCGGCACUUACGACACUCCCGAAGAAGCGGCUCGUGCCUACGACAAAGCCGCUGUCGCUUUCCGUGGCGCAAAAGCCAAAACCAAUUUCCCUCGACAUUUCUUUGUCCACAACGAGAGUCCAAACCUAAACGGCACCAUCGGAUCAUCUUCGAGGAUCACGAAUAAUCUUGAAACUAGGGUCCCUUUCCCGAAGAUUCAGGUCAAGUCUGGGAUGAUGGUGAACGAGGAGUCGGAAGCGUCAUCUGUGGUGAUGGAUCGUAGUCCGGAGAGACCAUCACGCGUGCCCUUGGAUUUCGAUCUCAAUUUCCCUCCAAAUCCUGAGAACUAG